AUGUCAAGAGCAAGUGCGAAUCCUCAGUACGAACUGAUAGCCACCAUUUUAUUUGGCAACAAGAUUACGUGUGCCACCUUUGGAUAUACUGUUGUCGGGAAAGGGACAGCACCGAAACUUUGGGGGAAGGUCUCGCGCGAAGCCGACGCUUACGGGGUUCCCGUCUUUCUUGAGAACAUCUUGUGGAACGCUGAGCUCCAUCGAGCUCUCAUCAUUGAUUUUCAUCUGCGCACCUUGGAUCGUCCACCGCUGGACAGACGGCCAGGUGCACUCAAACGAUUACGGUGUGGUCGUGAAGAACGUCAUUCCAAUAUGGAGCCCAUCUCGCCCGAGGCGCAGCGCUACGAGAACGCCUUCUAUUCUGCUAUGAACUGGCGGUGUCUGUUUAGAACGAAGGAUGGCCUCAUUGGGAUGGGGCCUAUGGAAAGCCUGGGAGAUACGCUGGAAGAGUUGGAAGCGCGCCUCUCCGAGUGGAAGACUGGUGCUAAGAAACAACAUCGACUCUCUGGCGUCGAUACUGAGAGGGAAAUUGCAUCUUUGAAACAGAAAAUCGCUGAGCUUCAUGCCCAAGUCGGCAGGAAAGAUGCAUGGGUGUUGAUCGGGGAGGCGUAUGUUGAGGGCGUUAUGCGAGGGGAGGCUUUGGACAGGGCAGGAGUUGAUUCUUUUGAGAGAAUUGCUAUUGUAUGA
Aspergillus nomiae NRRL 13137 is the source of this 687-nucleotide messenger RNA. RefSeq lists its product as uncharacterized. Bases 1 to 687 code for a protein of 228 amino acids. The transcript is spliced from 5 exons. NCBI's taxonomy places the organism in Eukaryota, Fungi, Ascomycota, Eurotiomycetes, Eurotiales, Aspergillaceae. The record is from RefSeq and is a predicted model, not a curated record.